Desarmillaria tabescens is the source of this 1608-nucleotide messenger RNA. RefSeq lists its product as uncharacterized. NCBI's taxonomy places the organism in Eukaryota, Fungi, Basidiomycota, Agaricomycetes, Agaricales, Physalacriaceae. The record is from RefSeq and is a predicted model, not a curated record. Bases 229 to 1437 code for a protein of 402 amino acids. The transcript has 4 exons.
ACUAACCCUCUGGGUUUGAAGUCAAAGUGCUUCUCACGACGCGUUCUGGAUGCGGUGGUAGUGAACUGUCCAAGCCGUGUACCGGCGACUCACGGAAUGAACAUCAGGUUCUGAUACAGUGUCAGGUGUUCUCUGAAGAUCAAAAGAUUUGUUAUCGAUGUGAGGCCGCCACUCGGAGAUCCCUUAUCACUUUUCUCUGAAGUACGCUGAUUCCUGUUCUUCGCAUUCAUGGUGCGGCUGACCCUCCAAGAUUUCCUACAAUUAGGCGAGGAGCAAAAAUACUCGUGUCGAUAUCUCUAUGAUUACAUCUUGCACUCUCCAUCGAUCUGCCAUGCUCUUGAUAUUCCUGCAAACGCACCUUGCCCGACCACCGAUGAAUCCGUCCAAGAGCUGGAUAUCAACGAUGAUAGCUCAUUAAUCUUGGGAUAUGACCAAUGCUUCAUUCCGCUCCUUGAGCUACUCAAAGACGAACAAGUUCCAAUAAAUGCCAUGGAGCUCACAGGCCUAGACUGGUUCAACGUUGCAAAUCGCGCAUCAUUCCGUUCCGCACUUUCAUCAUUCCCCCAUAUCAACAUUUUAGGCUUGACAUCAAUCAAGUGCACCAAAUACGACAUCAAAAGCCUCGUAUCCUCCAUGCCCACGCUCACACGACUCGUUUUUGAAGAUAACCAAGUUGAGGAGUACGACGUUGAGGUGAUCCACGUUCCUCGUGGAACAUCCGAUUUAUCUGUCGAGGAGCUUCAAAGUAACCUUCAAGGCCCGGAGCUGUCGUGCUUCUCUGUGACUUUCAAUGAGGGCGAAUUCACCAUUCUGGACCUGUUUGCUGGUUGUGAUUCCCCUGCCUCUUUGCGUGCACUAGACAGGCUCGAGAUCUGCGGGGGAAAGACAGGCGUUGUGUGCGAUGACGCGAUGGUUCGUCGGAUUCGUGCUUUCUUGAGCCUUUUAGAGUUCCCACUCGACGACUUCAGUUGUGGACAUUUUAAGAUAGAAUCGCCUUGUGCAUUGAACCUCGGCAAUGUGAAAUCCGUUAACAUCACUCUUCGCUUGUCCAACGAUUCCGCAGAGACAGAUGCUGCUGUCGCAUGGUGGACGACCAAUCUUAAUGUCAUCCCGACCGUCAACCGGCUCAUUGCGGUCCUGAUUGAACUCGAAAUCGACAUGGACUCUUUGUACAGUGGUUCGGUGCCCGACUGGAAUCGGGAUAUUUGGGCUGCAUUCGAUCAGGCUUUGUGCCGUCGUGAUAUACACUUGCAUCGGCUCGUCUUCAGGGUGAGGCCACUCUGGGAACUUCCUUCGGAGGGAUAUAAUUAUGGGCCAAUUAUGUACUGGCUAUGCGUGCAUUGUCUUCCUAAAAGUCGGGCUUUGUACAGGUCCGUCUUCAAACUUUUGGAUGACUCGGACAAGAAGGUCACAAUGCCAUGGAUGCUCAGCGGGUAACACAUCACGAAUCUUUGAAAUAGGACAGUUGUUAGAACGGAAAUAACAUACCCGUGGUACUAUACACGCGUCAACCUACCACUGCAUCAUAUGAAUGAAUACUUACUGUGUUAGCAAGCGUCGUAUCCGACGCCGCUUCCUAAGAACAUAACAUAAUACGCAAAAGUUGAU